AUGGGAAGUUUAAGGGUUUUCAUGUGUUUCAUGGUUUUUUAUGCUAUGGUUUCUAUUCAAAUCACUUGCUGCCAAAGCAAAAUCUGCCUUCCGAAAAAGCAAGUGGCCUUAUUCAUAUUUGGAGACUCACAAUUUGAUGUCGGAAACAAUAACUACAUCAAUAGCACCAUUUUAGCUCAGGCAAACUUCGAUCCAUACGGCGAAACUUUCUUCAAUCUUUUUGAGUUUAAUCUUGUGGAUGCACCCGAAUAUGCCAAGGUGCCGCUGUUGCUACCAUAUCUGCAUCCAGCAUCGUACCUCGAUGAUUAUAUCUUGGGGGCCAAUUUUGCAUCAGCAGGAUCUGGAGCUUUGGUUGAAACUCGUCAAGGACUUGUGAUCGACCUGAAAACUCAAGCAAGUUACUUCAAACAAGUUAGCAAGCACUUGAAGCAGAAACUGGGAGUUGGAGAAGCCAAGGCAUUUCUAGGAAAUGCUGUCUACAUUAUUGCCGUUGGAGACAAUGAUUAUACAUCCUUUCUGUUCUCAAACUCAAGUACCGUUGGUAUUAAAGACCCUCGAGAAUUUGUUGAUGCCGUUAUUGGAAACAUAUCAAGCGUCAUCCAGGAAAUUUACGAAGCCGGCGGAAGAAAAUUCGGAUUGCUUAACGUGGGUCCUAGUAAUUGCUAUCCAAUAAUAAGGAGAUUUAUGAAUGGAAGCAGCUUAGAUGCGUGCCUGGAAGAAGAAGGUUCAGCAAUCGCAAGAUUACACAGAACAGCUCUUCCCAAAAUGCUUGAGAAGUUGGAGAAACAACUUGAGGGAUUCCAAUACUCUCUCACUGACUAUUACGGCGCUCUUAUUGAAGUCAUGAAAUUCCCCUCCAACUACGGUUUCAAAGAAGGGGAGGUGGGUUGCUGCGGAGGAGGAGCGUAUAGAGGAGAUUUUAGCUGUGGAGGGAAAAGAGGGAUUGAAGAAUUUGAGUUAUGUGAGAAUGUUAAUGAUUAUGUCUAUUUUGAUUCUGUUCAUCAUACGGACAGAGCUAAUCAAUAUUUUGCCGAGCUCAUGUGGAGUGGAGACAAUCAUUUCACUCAGCCUUACAAUGUGAAACAGCUCUUUGAAUUUCAAGUUUGAAUCGCGCCGAUUAGCUUAUUGAAGCAGUCCGACAGUACGUAAAGGGGAACAUAAUCUAAUAAUAACCUUUCCUGAGUCAACAAUCGAUAGGAUAGGAAACACCUUGUACUUUUCUGUUUCUCUAUAUACAUAUUGCAAGUGUUACUAUU
This is a messenger RNA of Neltuma alba, 1256 nucleotides long. Its product is annotated as GDSL esterase/lipase 3-like. The transcript is spliced from 5 exons. The record is from RefSeq and is a predicted model, not a curated record. Bases 1 to 1107 code for a protein of 368 amino acids. NCBI's taxonomy places the organism in Eukaryota, Viridiplantae, Streptophyta, Magnoliopsida, Fabales, Fabaceae. Gene Ontology annotation, molecular function: lipase activity.